Molecule: messenger RNA, 3310 nt
Organism: Nicotiana tabacum (common tobacco)
Lineage: Eukaryota; Viridiplantae; Streptophyta; Magnoliopsida; Solanales; Solanaceae
Source: RefSeq, a predicted model, not a curated record
UAAAUAUUGUAUUUGGGGUAACAAUACAAUAUAACCGGAAACAACCAUCCAAACAAUACGCAAGAAUAAAGGUUAGGAGGUAGCCUAUAAAGCUAGAAUAUGUAAAUGACUUUUUCGGAUUUGAGGGUGCAAACUUAUGUCAGAUGACAUUCUUUCCCUCUAAAUUUAACUGGUGCCUAUACUGCAAGGAAGAAAACAAGCAAAAAGUAGGGGCGAAAGGCAGCAAAUGGUCAGUCUCUCUGUUACAGUAAACAAUUUACAACAGUGAACAAACCGUCAAACCCACGCUGUGAUCGGCUCUUUUUUUCUUCAUUUGGUAAAGUGAGAAUUCUCCAAAUUUAGCUUCGCUCUUUGAUUGGUGGGCAGUUUUCCCUUCAUUUCCUUGUUGAGAAAACUAUUCCCAUGUUGGCUUAAAUUAUUUCCUUAUCUCUAUUGGGUUUCUUUUUCCUGACUUCUUUGUGCUAGUAUUUCCAAAAUAAGGGAAAAUUUUCUGGGGGAUUUGGGCCCUUUUUCAUAUAUUUGCUAUCUUGAUUCUAUCGUAAACGAUGUCGUCUGAUGAGUAAUAGUAGUAUUAGCAUGGACAAGUUUCUCAUCUACUUUCGGUGUUGAUUUCAAUGAAACCCUAGAUGGGGGACCAUACUAAGGAUUAACUACCCUUGUGGACAAAAUCUAUAAUUGCACCAGAAACUUCUUUCACAUUUUGAAUCUGCUUUCAUAAUCAAGUGACGAAUGCUACGAUCAUCAUUGAAUAAACAAAAUUAAAUCUGCUUUACAUCAGCAUCAGCCUAAAUUGUUCAUUAUUAUCCUUUCAGGCGCUGAUGGAAACUUAAUCAUUCAAUAUUUAUUUGUUUUUGAGAAACAGUGACUGAAAACGAUGUCGUGGUGUUAAUAAAUUGUAUACAAGAUAGUGUAACCCAUAUCAGAUAUUUGUGGUCUCUGACUGAAUUUUUAUACAAGUCUUUUUCGAGCAGUUAUAUAUCUUUUGUCUCUUAGUCAACCAUAGUUUUAAAUUCUUGUCUGCUACUGAGAAAUCAAGCACCUUGGUAAAAGUUAAAAUCACGUUUUCACUUUUAUCUGGAGUUGAUGAUUAUUGAUUCUUUGUGCUUCCUACUGUGUAUUUUGAUUAUAUAUUGUCUUAAUUUGCUUCUGCUUGCUUUGGGUUAUUGAACUGGAAAGAAGCUCGAUUAGAAAGAAGACGGUUUUUGCAAUUAGUGAGUUACAGCUAUGGAGUACAACAUCAAGUUUGUGGACAAGCUUAGUUGCAUCAUGGGCUGAUGAGCCUCAAUCUGGGUAUUUGCCCUUUUUGGUGAAAUUAUGUACUUGUCCGACUAGGAAUAUGUUGUGGGGUUAUGCAGAUCUGUUACCCGGUUUCUUGUGCAUGCUGAAAUUUUAGUGGAGCCGUGUUGUUGUUUCUUUUUGCAAUAUGGAGUGGAAUGUAAAAUGGGACUGGGGAGACCUGAUGAUGUUUGGUUCGGAGGCCUGUGGAAGUCUGAAAGAACUGCAAUUAACAGAUUGGGGAGUUGAUCAAGAGGGAGAACUUGAUCGCAGAUCGUUCAAUCUGUCAGGGUUUGGCGGUAGUGUUGGUGGUUAUGGCUCUGACAUGGGGCGUAGUUCUUCAAUCAAGAGCUCAAUAUCAGCUUCUACUGACUCUUCACCAAACGAGACGCUGAAAGCAUCCAGCUUCACUUUUGAAGCUUCUAAUGGCUCUCAAGGGAAUCUUGGUAAGGAUGUGGAACAGUGCAGAGAUGAGCCAUAUGGAUGUUCGCCACCCAUGGAGGCUUUGAUAGGCUAUGAUGGACCAUUGACUGGUCUGAAACUUGGUAAGCGAACAGUUGAAAGCAACAGUGGUGGAAUCAAUGUUAAGCUCCCGUCCUCCUCCACAAUCCCUGUAUCAUCUGUUAGUGCAGCAAAGAAAAAAAAAUCAUCUAGUCAGAAUGCACUAAUUCCGUGUUGUCUGGUUGAGGGCUGCAAUCUUGAUCUGUCUUCAGCUAAAGAAUAUCACCGAAAGCAUCGUGUUUGUCACAGUCAUUCCAAAUGCCCAAAAGUCAUCAUAGGAGGUGCCGAGCGGCGCUUUUGUCAGCAGUGUAGCAGUCUUCUAUAGGUAUCAUACCAUCGUGUUUCCUUGCACAUGCUCUGCCAGUGGAGGUUUAUCCAACUUUUAGUUCGCCUCAUCUUACAUUUUCCAAGUUCUGUUGUCUUAUUAUCCCUUUCUUGUUGUGGUGGUGGUUGUGGAUAUUGUGGUUGGGGUAUCAGCAGGGAACUAACUGAAACCUUUUAUUUUCAGAUAAUAGCAAAUCGAUGAAUUUUGUAUUCAACAAUGGCCUCCUUCUACAAUCUAAAACUACUGCGGAUUCUACCUGGGGAACCUCUGAAGUUCCCAAGUUCACAAUAACAAGAGGGUUAACUUCAAAGCCUUACAGAGCUGGCAGUAUUAAUGUGCAGUCACUUGUGGGGGGAAUCAAGCUUCCAGGGGCUACUAAAAUGCAGACCAAUGCAUCCAAGGGCACCACCACCGAGUUCUUCAGCCAAGGUGUGAAGGAGAACAUGUUCUCUCUCAAUAUGGGCGCGGCACCAGAAUUACCUUGUGCUCUCUCUCUUCUGUCAAAUAAAUCUUCAUCCGAGCCUGAAUCUACUUCAAUUGGCCACCCCACACAUGUAAACCAGAUCAGCAUAACGGAGCAGGUGAUUCCUGAGAAUUUGCCACUUGGGUCCACUGAUCUCUGGCAGGCUGAGCAAUAUCUACUCAAUCCACGCAUUCAUGCUUUGGUUGCUAAUGGUUAUAGUGGUGGUAGCUUUCAGCUUUCCAAAGAUCCAUUUGACAAUUUCUAUUUCAAUGGGUUGAUGAACUGACACUGGGGAUACUAUUCAACGAACCCCUCAACGUCAGGAUUGGAUUUCAGUUUUUGGCUUUGCCAUCUCCAUUUAAGCAGGAGUUGUUAAACUGGGACCCUAACCAGAUGGUUCAUAAGUAGGGUACUGGAAGCACUCUGUCAUUCUAAAGUGGCAGAACACAUGUACAUGGAGUUCUGGACAUUGAACAUCCCAUCUUGGGAAAAAAACUUUUGAUUGAAAAUGUGCAGUAAAAUCUUUGAUAAGAAAAACUUAAAUCAACAACAGGAGUUUCGAAGAGUUGUAAUGUUUUCUUGUUUCUGCACUUUGACAUGAUGUUACCACACAGAUUUGAUGUGUGGUAUCUAAAAAUCUCAAGACAGUUAGAUUUAUCUAAAAUCGUUCUGAAUUGUGGAUGUAGGAUUUGGUUGAAUCUGGUUUUACCGUCUUUUUGUGUAGAUGUAUUGGCAUUAAGUAAUCA